Molecule: messenger RNA, 3714 nt
Organism: Phalaenopsis equestris
Lineage: Eukaryota; Viridiplantae; Streptophyta; Magnoliopsida; Asparagales; Orchidaceae
Exons: 3
Coding region: 81-3251 (1056 amino acids)
Source: RefSeq, a predicted model, not a curated record
CCUACUUUUAUCCGAUCCAAAUCCAUAUAAACUGACCAUGCGGACACCGACCGGUGGAAAAAGGUCCAGUUUUUUAAGAAAUGAGAGUGCCGGAGAAGGAAGGGAGCAUGAGCCCUUACUGGCUGUCGUCGACGAACUGGCUUGUUGCCGACGGAUCCCUAGAUGGCUCGAUCUCCUUCGAGACGUCGAUCAACGAUGGCGGGGAUGUGAUUCCGAUCGGCGUUCUUCUCGAGAGUCCGGCUGAUUCACCGCCCUGCGAGAUCACCGUCUUUUUCAGGGAAAGGCAUGAACUUCACAGCAUUUAUGUUCGGAGUUCGGCAAGGGUUUAUGAGAUAUAUCAUGCUUCUGAUGGUGAAGUUUCCAGUAAUGAAUACUUGUGUACUGUACGAUGUGGAACUGCUCUGCAAGAAGUAAGACAAGAUAUGUGCGAGCGGGCUUCGGCUGAAUAUAUUUAUUCAGAUUUUCCCAGGAGUAAUAGCAACAAUUUUUUGGAAGAUGGUUGGGUAGAAGUUGAGGUUCCUGAUUCACUACUAGAGGAUAAUAGAAGACCUUCCAUGUCACAUAUUUCUGUGGAAAAUAUUUGUCCCAAAACAAAGGUUAGCAAUAUGCAAUACGAGGCCACGGCUGAGAUUUCAGAUGCUAGUCCUUGUAUGUCUAUUACGCUUCGUUUGCUUUCACUUCAGAAUAAAACAUCGAUUCAUAUAGACGAGAUAUACAUAUAUGCUGAUCCAGUUGAAGAUAUUGAUCCGGAUCCGCCAGUUAGUAACAUUGGAGCGAGCUCUUUGUUGUCAAUGAUUGUGCCCAGUCUUCUGCAGUUAUCUAAGUCCGGAACCUCCAGAUUUCAACAGGAAGGCUUUUCUGAUGUAUUGGAAGGGCCAAAAUCUAUAUUCUCUACAGAGGGAGCAAUUCACGCAGUUUGUCCAAAUAAGUUUGAGGUGUCAGAAGUGGAAGCAUCAUCCUCUAUGUUGGGAAAUUCUAAGGUUGUGCUUGAUCAACAAAUCAAUGAGGAAAUGCAGGAUCCAGGACAGCCUUCAAAGGCCAAAACAGAUGAAAAUAAUCGAUUUCGGUGUUGUGUUGUGAACAUUUUGGAUGAACCAGUUGUCAGGCAUACCCAACCAAAUCUUGGGGAUGAAAAGUUGAGAUUGAUAGAGGAAGAAAAAGGUUUGGUUCAGUCACCAAUUGCUAUAAAUAAAGAAACUAAUGCUCCUUAUGUUCGUCUUGAGCAGAUCUUGAAUGAUCUGGUAUCUAGAAUGGGGAAAUUAGAGACUUAUUGCAUAAGUUUUCAGGAAAGCAUGCUUAAGCCCCUUGCUGGGAUUGAGAUGAGGCUUCAGAGGAUGGAGGAGCAGCUAGAUGCCCUUUCUAAAGUGCCUGUGUCAUCUGAAACGUACUUCAGGACAAAGACUUCAUGUCUUUCUGAUCAUGACUCUAACUUUGAAAAUGAAGGUGUUAAAUCUUCGUUUGCUGCAGUGGAAUCUACUUCUCACGAAAAAGAAGCAUCAGUUGAUCUGUUGAUGGUAUCUUCACCUGAAUCUGAGAAGAUCUCAGGACUCGUAGUCAAAGCACCUGAAUUUCCUUCUGAUGAUGAUGACAGUGUUGAAGAUGAAUCCAAUACUGGCUGUUCUAUAGAUUUGAAACCGAAUAAGUCCCCUCAAAAUGGCAAAUGCAAUUCCAUUGACAGUGCUUUAGCUUCCGCUCUAGCGGCGUUCGUCACAUCAACCACUGACAAAUCCUCUUUACAUAACUCACUUCCAAUGGAUGUGCCCAGCGAGCAGCAAAAUUGUGACGACCACUUCUUAGAUUCUGUUGCUGUUGCAGUUCAUUCAGAAGCUGAUAGAAUUUCAGUUCCUGAGUGGUUUAUAGGAGAUAAAAACGGCGAUGUGCUAGAUCAAGGCCAGGAUGAAAUGCGUGAGAGUGUAAAAACCUGUUCAGAUGUGGUCAAUCCUAACAUCACAUCAAACGAGUUUGAUAUGAUUGAUGGAACAGGAGCAAAGGUGCAUGGUAACUAUUUAUCUGAUGAAUCUAUUCUAGUGGAUGAAGAUGAUUCAUCAGCUGAAAUUGAGACACAUGAGUCUAAUGGUUUCAUAAUUAGGGCACCGGAGUUUCCAAAUAAAGAUGAUAUUCUUGACUGUGGUGAAAAUUCUGAGCCCAAUGUCUGCAAUUACCCCAGCACACAUUCACAUACCCUCCCUCAUUCUCGUUUAACUCCUUUAGCAUUAUAUCUAUCCUCAAGAAAGGUUAUUGCCUCCCGAAACUACUCGAAAUUACAGGAUGACCAAUUAGAGCUAUCUUCAUCUGAUAGAAGUAGCCUUUCAUUAACUUCCGAAGCUCAGGGAGGUUCAACAGCUGAUUCAUCGCUACUGGACUGCUUUCUUUCUCAAGGAGGUUCACCGCAGCAGCUAGAUAUUUUCCACGCCACAGCAGUUAUUGGAGAAGAAAGUUCCAGCACCGUACAUCCUGGCAUGGAAGAUGCUGAUCAUGUUUUGAAAUGUGAUGGAUUUCAUUCCCAUGGAACGAGCAAAGUUUGUCCUUUCACACAUAAUCUACUGCUCUACAAUGGACUUCAUACAGACAGAAGCAGCAUUUGUAUCCAGGAUAAGGAAUUCUGGGUAAGUGGGUCUGAGUUGCGAAUUGGUAAAUUUGAGGCCGCAGGCACACCAGUUUUUGAGGACAUUUUCUUGAGCAGUAAACUGCUUCCUCAAUGCUAUGAUUCAAAUGGCAUGGAUUCUUUCAUUGGGGACAACAGUGGAAACUCUGAAACUGUAAUCCAAUGUCAAUCUCUUAACGUCAUUAAGCAGACAAAAUCCCUCUUCAAGCCUAUGCUGGCUUCAAGUUUCAUUCCAAAUCAAGAUGAUUCAACCACCAAUGUCGAAUUUUCCGCAGAUAAAAAUUUAAGAAGUUGGCUUCCCCUUGAAAUCCUGCUGGAUGAAAAACAAGAAGUUGAUCCAAAGAAGGAUGAUCUGCUUAAAUUUGUGCAAGAAUCUUCUGUGGAUGGAAAUUUGAGAAGCGGGCUUCUUCAACUGGAUAAAAAUCCAGAUGAUCAGGUGGAGAAUAGUGACUAUGGUAUUGAUGAGUAUAAUAUUGAACAAAAUUCGAAACCAGCCCAUGGCUUCAGACACAACAACUAUGAAAUAGCUGAAAAUAAUCUAUUGGAUAUAGAAGAUAAUGUUGUCCAGUUUGAGAUGGCCAUGCCUGGUACUCCGCAGAAUCCUGCAAGCUUCAGCAGUGAAAAUAUCACCCCAAGCCUCAUAUAAUAUUUUUACUCUGGAAAAGAAUGCGCAACCGAGAUCCAAUUGUACAUAGAACAUGUGAAGUUUUACAGAUUAAUGGCAGACCUUGGCUGACAGUUCGAUUCUUGUGGCGUAGAGAUUAUAGAUUUGAAUCUGAAAAUAACUUUUCCACCGCAGCAACAAAGCUUCAUCCCUUCUGAGUUAUCCUAGUGAUGAGAGUAUUCUGAAAUAAAGGAACCCAGCUAUGUAAAUAUUUAAUGUUGCCUGGUGAUGACUAAUAAGUUUACAUGUUAAGCUUAUUUCUCCUCUACUAUUGGCCGUGAGGCCGUCUGUGUGUGUAUGUUGGCCAAAGUCUAGCCAAUAAUGCUUGUUUUAUGAGCUUAAUUGUGUCAUUAGUGUGUCAUAAAAUUGUUACAAUUAUGUUGUGGGUGCAGUAGUUGGCCUGAUAAAUUCUCAGUUAUGCUUGUUAUUUCAAGAUUGCUCAUCA